Messenger RNA from Cylicostephanus goldi, 842 nucleotides. NCBI's taxonomy places the organism in Eukaryota, Metazoa, Nematoda, Chromadorea, Rhabditida, Strongylidae. The record is from the annotation of a GenBank genome assembly.
AUGUAUCCAGGUUCAGUGGCGCUUUUGAAUUGGUUGCUUAGUGGUAGUCUGCUGUCAGCAAGGAAUCUCAUGGUUUCGGCUAAGAAUGGACAGAGGGCGUGGCUCAGAAGUGUUGAAGGUGAUUUGAUUGAUACGAUGUUUAUACGAGGAGAAGACGACACCCCUGAGGAGAGGCAUAGGACUCUUAUAAUUGGUUGUGAAGGUAAUGCUGGCUACUACGAGAUAGGCAUAGCCAACACUCCAUCUCAGUUGGGAUAUUCUGUUCUUGGAUGGAACCAGCCAGGUUUUGGCCAGAGCUCAGGCUUGCCUUUCCCGAAGAACGUACUGGCUGGUGCUGACGCUGUGAUGCAGUAUGCUAUAAAUGUACUUGGCUUUCGAGAAGAAGACAUCGUGUUGUUUGGAUGGUCCAUUGGCGGUUUUCCUGCAAGUUGGUUGGCGGCUAACUAUCCAAAGGUCAAAGGUGUCAUUCUUGAUGCUGUUUUCGACGAUGUCCUUCCUCUGGCUCAAGCUCGAAUGCCAAAGUUUCUUGGCGACGUGGUGGAAGUCGCUGUGCGGACACACUUUGAUCUGGAUAUACAGGCUAUACUCGCUCACUAUAAAGGUCCAGUCAAGCUUAUUCGUCGUUUGCAAGAAGAAAUCUUGAUCACUGAUGAGACUGGUACAGAGGCGGAUCGUCGCGCUAGUAAUCGAGCGAACUUUUUGCUGAAGAAACUUCUGAAACAACGGCAUCCGACAUUGAUAGAUGGUUUAGAAUCUCAGGUUUGUUUAUAUAUGAAGGUUGGAAGUUUAGUUAUUGCGAUGUAUCAGAGGGGUUUUGUUUUCUUUUUUAGUAUGGGUUAGAA